AUGUCCCUCCGAGGGAGGCCGUGCACAAGGACAUCUGGAAAAAAGCCCAGCUCUGGAGAAACUCUGCCUGCUAUCUGGGGAAUGUGGGCUUGUGUUCACCAAGGAGGACCUCACUGGGAUCAGCGGCAUGCGGCUGGCCGAUCGGGUGUCCGCUGCCGCCUGUGCAGAACAGCCGUGGAAGCCAAGGCUCCGAGAAGACAAGUGGCAGACCCAGGGGCCACGGGGACGUGGGAGGCGGCCAUUGCACUCUAG
Molecule: messenger RNA, 252 nt
Organism: Pipistrellus nathusii (Nathusius's pipistrelle)
Lineage: Eukaryota; Metazoa; Chordata; Mammalia; Chiroptera; Vespertilionidae
Source: the annotation of a GenBank genome assembly